GAGGAACCACAGGAUAUGAGGAAAGGAAAGAAGAUCAAAUGUGCUUUUUUCUUCUGCUGAGGCACUGAACCGGCAAGCUUUCACAUCACUACAGAGUCUUUCUGAUAAAUUUUGUAUGCAGUGCUGAACAAUUAGCCUACUAUUACAUGUGGCACAAGAUAUUUUGGAUCGUGGCCAUUCAUUACUAGUGAAGUCCUACUGCCUGCUUUUAGAUUAGCCAGCAUGAUGUGGCAAUGGGCAGCUCCUGGAAUAAUCCUCAUAUUGGUCAAGUUUACAGGGAUGUUCCUAUUUCUUAUUUUCAUUCCACAAAUCUUUCCCAGGGGGAAUAUCAGCUUCAUUCCUGAGAAGAAUUUCACAGUGUUGCAGACUACUCAAAUCCUGCCUGAAGUUACAUCUACGGUUUCUCCAAGAGCCGGAAUUAAAACCACAUUCAAAGCCCCAGUUUCUAGGCCUGUUCCAAGGUGGGAAGGAUUCAGAGGGAGUGAGUACUGGUUUUCUGAAGUGCCAGAUGUAUGGUUCAACAGCCAAAUGGAAUGCAUAGAAUGGAACUCAAACCUGGUGACCAUCAAUGACAAAGCAGAACUGGAGUUUAUUGUUAAUAAAGCAACAGCGGCUGAUUAUUUCAUUGGGCUGACAUAUUCAGAGAACAACAAGAAAUGGCGGUGGACUGAUGGCACAGAACCUAGCUGGAACCUCUUCACUAAGAAACAAAAGGAAAUGGGACAAGACUGUGCAACAAUUAGAGCAAGAGAUGUACACCCAGCAUCAUGCUACAAAGAAAGUCGCUGGAUCUGUGAGAAACAGAUUAGCUAAUUCUUUGGACAAAAAGUGAUACAAGGACAGAAGGGGCAGGAGAAAAAAAGGACAAUUAUUCUUAAUUGUUAAACAAUAUUUUAAAAUUUGAUUGUGACUUUUUCUAAUGUUUGCCAUUUAUUAUACUUGUUGCUGCUAUUUCCUAGAAUACGCUGCCAACCAAUAUUCGUGGCACUUUAUAAUGUAAGCAGGAAGCACUUCCCUCAGGAAGCUAACAGUCGAGUAAUUUUUUCACAUGAAGAAACUUUGUGCUAAUUCUCGAUUUGAUGCAUCCUACAUAGUGAUUGGGAAGAAUUUAGUUCACAAACAUUUCAAAGUCAUAAUUUCUAAAUAGGUAUCUUAUUAGUUAUUAAUCAGUUAUUCUUCUCCAAAUACUCAUCUUGGAGCCUUGUGCUAUGAUAUUCCAAACUAAAAUUGCAUACAAAAAUUCAUGUUAGCAAAAACAUGCAAAAAAUGUUAUAUAAGAGAAAGUGGUUUGUAAAAUAUAUGUGUAUACUUGACAAAAAUGCAUGUAUUAGAAGAAUAAACAUGAAAAUGCAUGUGAA
Messenger RNA from Varanus komodoensis (Komodo dragon), 1358 nucleotides. RefSeq names its product C-type lectin domain family 5 member A-like. The transcript has 7 exons. Gene Ontology annotation, biological process: innate immune response. Gene Ontology annotation, molecular function: virus receptor activity. Lineage: Eukaryota; Metazoa; Chordata; Lepidosauria; Squamata; Varanidae. The coding region runs from base 223 to 813 and encodes 196 amino acids. The record is from RefSeq and is a predicted model, not a curated record.